AUGGCUGGCAGGCCUGUGCCCCCCGGACGCCAGGAGGAGGAGGCCAAAGACCAUGGGCUGAAACUAUCACCAGCGCGGCCUCUAGGCCACCUGCCCAGCAUCGAUGAAACCCGACCAGCUGGCCUGGGCCCGGCCUCCCGCUGUGGCUCCGUGCUAGGGCCGGUCUUCUUUUCACGCCGCAACUCGCUGGCAGGGCCAAGUGCAGGCCCUGGGGGUCGACGCCCAUCCCUGGGCCCCGUGCCCCCUCUAGGCUCGCGGGUCAGCUUCUCUGGCUUGCCCCUGGCGCCCGCCCGCCGGAUGUCGCCUUCGUACCGCACGGAGCCGGCGCUGGGGGAGCGCUGGGAGGCCGCGCGCGCACAGCAGGCCCUGGAGGCGACGUUGGCCGAGGGACUGCGGGACGCGUGCUACUCGGGCGCGGAGGCCGGGCGGCUGGCGCAGGAGCUGUGUGAGCUGGUGCGCAUGCGCCUGCGCGAGCUCAGCCCGCCGCGCUACAAGCUGGUGUGCAGCGUGGUGCUGGGGCAGCGCGUCGGCCAGGGCGUCCGCGUGGUCAGCCGCGCGCUCUGGGACGCCGCGCGCGACGGGUUGGCCUCGGCUGCCGUCACCAACGCCUCGCUCUUCGCCGUGGCCACGGUCCACGGACUCUACUGCGAGUGA
Budorcas taxicolor (takin) is the source of this 654-nucleotide messenger RNA. It is a transcript of the gene DYNLT4, whose product is annotated as dynein light chain Tctex-type 4. The transcript has a single exon. Gene Ontology annotation, molecular function: dynein intermediate chain binding. Gene Ontology annotation, biological process: microtubule-based movement. NCBI's taxonomy places the organism in Eukaryota, Metazoa, Chordata, Mammalia, Artiodactyla, Bovidae. The record is from RefSeq and is a predicted model, not a curated record. Gene Ontology annotation, cellular component: cytoplasmic dynein complex; cytoplasm. The coding region runs from base 1 to 654 and encodes 217 amino acids.